AUGCUGAAUCCUCUCCGCCUUGUUCUGGAAACGUUCGGCAGUGCUCUUGGAGGUUCACCAAGGCGCUCACUUCUAUCAAUGCUGAACAUCUUCGAGCCGUUCUUUUCGAGUACUUCGCUUGGAGGCAACAACGAGAAGCGGACCACCAGACUCGUGCAGCUGACAGAGUUGUUCGCACGUAAGGAAAUAGCACACAUACGAACCGGUGAUACGGGCACGAGGUCAACUCGAGAGGUUGUCGACGAUCGACAGAGAGCAGUUGGAGACAAAUCUGCUCGGUCCAGGAAUGUGGGGUCCCCAGACGUCAUGGCGCACGUUUCUCCACCGACCCUCGGACGACAUAUAGUUAAGCCGUUGGUUGAUGAAGAUAUGGCUGUUGAACAAGAUCAGGUAUCCAGAUGCAAGUGGAUACGCCGAAUGGCGUCAGAGUUCUGGUACAACUCAGCGAGACAGGGAGUCGAAGCAUAUGAUGAUUCCACUUGUUUUGAUGCUGGCAGCUUGGUCAUAUCAGAACAGCACCCUUCACGCGAACUCUUCAACACCAAGAUGAUUGAGUAA
This is a messenger RNA of Aureobasidium pullulans EXF-150, 558 nucleotides long. RefSeq lists its product as uncharacterized. The record is from RefSeq and is a predicted model, not a curated record. Bases 1 to 558 code for a protein of 185 amino acids. The transcript has 2 exons. NCBI's taxonomy places the organism in Eukaryota, Fungi, Ascomycota, Dothideomycetes, Dothideales, Saccotheciaceae.